GCAAGGAUAUAUUAUUUUUGCUGUUGGCGCCUCCCACUACAGAACAUCGUGUCGGACACGUCACAGGCGUUUGGCGGGAAGCUUGAAGCAAAGUCAGUGAAGCAACCGAGCGCCAUGAGCUUUGCUUACGAGAUCAACGACAAAGUGUUUGCCGAGUAUGGCGGACACCUCUACGAAGCCAAGUGCGUGAAGCGCAGGAUGAAGGACGGCAUCCCACAGUAUUACCUCAAGUACUUUGGAUUUGGCAAGCGCAACAACCGGUGGCAGCCGGAGAAGGAUCUGUAUCCUUACAAUGAGGAGAACAGAGAGGUGAUGCUUGACAGAAGAGAGGCUGCACGUCGACUUGAAGAGGAGCAGAAACAGGCAAAGGCGCGAAAGCGUGCAUCGACCUCAAGCGCAAGCCCAUCCGGCGGUGCACAACGUUCGUCGCUGUCCGUGCCCCCGUCCUUGUCCCGUAAUCUCGUCCUUCAACACCUUCGACACGCAGAUCGCAUGCUGAUUCCGCUUCCUCGCCGCCCGUCUGUUCACGAGAUCCUCUCGCGGUUUCGCCAUCACGACAUCGACGCAAAGGAUGACACCAGGCGGCAACAGGAGGAAGAGUUUUGCGCGAACAUGGAGGUUGUUUUCUCCACUGCUCUCGGCCAGCGCCUCCUAUGGUCAAUCGAGCGCGCACAGUACAUGCACUGGCUGAAGAAGCGGGAUGCACUGCCGGUCGACGACCAGGUCACCUUCUUCGCCCGCAUCUACGGCGCAGAGCACUUCCUUCGCCUCAUCGUGUUGAUGCCUGAGCUCCUGCGCGUGUGCGUUCCGGCAAACAUGCCCAUCUUCCAGCGCGAGCACGCUGUGUUUCUGCGGGAGCUGAUUGAGUUUAUGAACGGGCACCAGGACGAGCUGUUCACGCCCACGUACCAGCCCUCCCCGCCAGAAUACCUUCGCCUCUCCCACUUUGCAGGCCUGUGA
This is a messenger RNA of Salpingoeca rosetta, 960 nucleotides long. RefSeq lists its product as uncharacterized. The transcript has 11 exons. Bases 115 to 960 code for a protein of 281 amino acids. Gene Ontology annotation, cellular component: NuA4 histone acetyltransferase complex; nucleus. The record is from RefSeq and is a predicted model, not a curated record. NCBI's taxonomy places the organism in Eukaryota, Choanoflagellata, Craspedida, Salpingoecidae. Gene Ontology annotation, biological process: regulation of DNA-templated transcription; chromatin organization.